This is a messenger RNA of Prorocentrum cordatum, 2768 nucleotides long. The record is from the annotation of a GenBank genome assembly. NCBI's taxonomy places the organism in Eukaryota, Dinophyceae, Prorocentrales, Prorocentraceae.
AGCCAUUCUGGCACGCCCGCCGAAGGCCGGGCGGCCCGGGGCCCGCUCGUGCUGGAAGCCAGCAGCGCGCGCGGGGCUCAGGGCUCAGCUGCUGCGGGCCCUGGGGCAAAGGACUGCUUUUCAGGCGGGCUGCCCUCUUCCUUUGGGGCCGCCGCAGCCGAGCUCUCAAAAGGGCGCUCGGAUGGCCCAUGAGCGGCUCUGCGGCCGAUGCCGACUGCGGGCCGCGGGACGCUGCCGAGGGAGGCGCCCCCGCUGAGCGCGCGCCCGCGGCGUCCGUGGAGGCCCGCAGGGCCGCCGCGGCGCGCCUCCGCGCCCGCCGCGGGGCCGGCGGCGGCGGCGGCGCUGAGUCGUCCGCCCGCGCAGAGGACGCGCCGCCACCGCCGGAGCCGAGGAGGCGCUCGCAGCUGCCCCUGCCUGCGGACGAGGGGGGCGCGCGGGCCGCCAGCGGCGGCGCCGAGGUGCACGCGUGCGCAGACGCACCGCCGCCGCCGGAGCCGAGGAGGCGCUCGCAGGACGCGGGCCCCACGGACUUCGAGGCCGGCCUCGCGCCGGCGGCGGCCCGCUCCCCGAGGCGCACCUCUGCUCAGCGCCACCUGGACAAGAUCAGGCUGAACCGGAAGGUGCGCGAGGACGACCUGGAGACCCUGGCGCGGGGGGAGGUGCCCCCCGAGGACCUCGCGGCAGCCGCCGCGCCCUCGGGCAGACGGCGCGCGGCGGAUGCGCGGGCGCCGGCGCCGGGCGCGGCGUCCGCGGCGGCACAGGACGACCGGGAGAUUCUGCCACGCGGAGAGGUGCUCCCAGAGGACUUGGUGGCAACCACCAGGUCCUCGGGGAGGCGGCGUGGUGACACGCAGGCGCCGACACCAGAGGCGGCCGUGGCGGCUGAGGCGUGCGCGUGGGAGGGGCUCGAGGAUGAGCUGCGCCUCAGCCUGAGCGUCACUGGGGCGCUCGGUCUCCAAGAGAUCGUCAGCACCUGGAGCUCCUCGCCAGACGUGGCCGCACCUGCCAGGGAGCCCGCGCCGCAGAGGGGCGCCGUGGACGGCCCAGCCCACCAGAGUGGGGCGGAGGCGGCCUCGGCGCAAGCGCCGCCCGCGCCCGCGCCGCUCGUCGAGCAGGCGCUCGCCGGCCACUGGUCCUCCGCCCGCUCGCGCCCCGAGCGGCAGCCGGGCGCCCCCGGCGGCGCAGAGGCUCGGCAGGGCGGCGCAGCCGACCGACCAGCGCCCCCGCGCUGGCCGCGCCCUGCCUCGGGCACCGCCGCGGACGCGCCAGGGGUGCCGGCGCCGGAUGCACCCGAGGAGGACCUGGGCGCCACCGCCAUCCUCGGUGGGGCUGCGGCGAGGAUGCGGCGCAUCCACGUCGAGCAGCUCAAGGCCAAGCGGGUGGAGCGGCACGCGGACGGCGCCGAGCGGGGCGCGGAGCCGGAGCCCCUGGCGGAGGAGGCUCGGGCUGCCGCCUCGGACCCCGACCGCGCGGGGCGGAGGGCACGGCUCGAGCAGCUCAAGGCCAAGCGGGUGGAGCGGCACGCGGAUGGCGCCGAAUGGGGCGCGGAGCCGGAGCCACCGGCGGAGGACGCUGGGGCUGCCGCCUCUGACCCCGACCGCGCAGGGCGGAGGGCACGGCUGGCGGCGCUGCGGGAGCGGCGGGGCGUCAAGGCCGCAGGGCCAGCACCCGCCGCGCCCAAGAAGCCGUUCGAGCCCCAGCCGCUGGAGAUGCAGGAUGUGAGCAACUACGUGCCCGAGUGGGACGCUGGGCGCGACCCCAACCGCGAGGACAGGCGCUCCCAGGUGCUGGGCAUGAAGGUGCGGCGAGAGGAGAUGGCCGCUCUGCGCGAGCAGCGCGCGGCGGCGGCCCUGGCGGAGCUCGAGGCGGACCCGUCCGGCGGCCCACGCGGCGCGGCCUCUGCUGUGGCACGCGAGGAGGCGGACGUCGCGCCCAGCAGCCCCCGCUGCACUGCAGACCCCGCCUCGCCCUCUCCCGCCGUCGUGCGCGUGGAGUGGCCCCCGCAUGCGGAGAGGGCGGCGCCGCCCGCGCCGCCCGUGGUGCCCACCCCCGAGGCCUCUGCUGCCCAGUGCACCGGCGCCGCCACCAGCGAGCUGCAGCGCCCGCGAAGCGAUGGCAGCGGCCAUGGCGCUGCGCCACCGUCGGUCGCGCUGGCUGCGCCGUGCCGCACUGCGGCGGCUGGUGACGCCUCCUACGAGGAGCUCUGGCGCCUCCAGCGCAGCGACUGUGCAGCGACGCUGGCCUCCCGCCGAGGGGCUCCGCGCGAGCCCGUCCAGCAGGCCGUUGUGCCAGCAGGCGCGACGUCGAGCAGUGGAAAUGCCUCGAGUGACGGCGCCUCGCGGCUGGAGAGGAUACACGAGCUGCGGAGGGCACGUGGCGCCGACGCCUCCAGCGGCAGUCCCGAGCCGCAGGGUGUGGGAGGCGCCGGUGCCAGCAGUGCGGUGUCCGACCCCGCUGCGUCGCACAGAUGCCCGGACCAAGAGAAGACCAUGGCCGACAAGCUCGCGGCCCUCAUGCCGCAGGGUGGCCUGCUGGAGGACGCGGCCAACGCGUACCGAGAAAAGGCCAUGGCCGACAAGCUUGCCGCCCUGAUGCCGCAGGGCAUCCCGCUGGAGGACGCGGCCAACGCGUCCUUGAGGUUCGAGCCCGAGCCAGAGCACAUGCUGGAUGACUGCGUACCUGCACGGACCCCUCCGCAGGUCGGUGAGCCACCGGCAGAGUCGCUCGAGCUGGUCAAGCCGGCGCAGACUGUUGGCAUGGUGCUUUGA